UUUACUCUCUCUGUUCGGAGUUACACACGGCGGCUACUUCACGCGAAAAUGAGCAACUCCGAGGAACCCAAAGUGACCACAACUCCACACAUAGUGAAAGAAGAGCUCAUGGCAGCAGGGAAAUGGGUGCAGCUGGAGAAGACGACAUACGUUGAUCCUGCUGGAAACACCAGAACCUGGGAGACGGUGAAAAGGACGACCAGACGGACCAACACGGAGGCAGAUGGUGUGGGAAUCAUCGCUCUGCUGAAGCGGACGCUCCACAAAGACUGCGUGGUGAUGGUGAAGCAGUUCCGUCCUCCUAUGGGAUGCUGCACUCUGGAGUUUCCUGCAGGAUUGAUUGACGAAGGCGAGACCGCGGAGGUGGCCGCCCUGAGGGAGCUGAAGGAAGAAACGGGCUACAAGGGGGAGGUAGUCGGAGUCACUCCAGUGACCUGUCUGGACCCUGGUCUGUCUAACUGCACCAACCAGAUCAUCCUGGUCAACAUCAAUGGAGACGACAUGGAGAACAUCAACCCGACACAGCAGCUGGGUGAAGGAGAAUUUGUCGAAGUCAUUCUUUUACCGCUUGAUGAGUUCCAGACGAAAAUAGACGAUCUGCUGCGCAAAGAAAAAAUCGUGGUGGACGCCAAAGUUUACAUCUUUGCCAUGGGGAUGGUCCAGGCCUUCUUUAAGCCGAGGGAGCUGCCUGUCCUGAAGCAGUGAAGCAGGAAGUAGUUCAGGAUGAGCACGAGAGAAAGAAACAGUGUCUUACGUUGCACAGGGCUCCGACACAGGAGUGGAGAAUUUAGGCGUGUAUUGGAAAGAAAAUUGUCAAACUGUCAUAGGAAAUUGUGGUUUUAGACCCGAAGUGAUCUCAUGUUUUAUUAUUUGUUUCUAUGCAGUUUCCAAUAUUGCAAUCAGAAGACACAACACAGCUUUGUGUUAGACACGAAAAUCUUGAAAUCAAAGUCUCGACAGAGCGUUGGUUCUCGAAGUCGAGCCUAUGAAGGAGCCCUGUUUACCCUGCACGCACUGGACCACGUUUUGCUCUCAGUAUGGAGAUGCUACCGUACACCUCGAGGCCUGAAACAUACUCUGGUGGACAAUCCACAAUUGUUUGCACACUUAACACAGAAUAUGUUUCAGGCUUUAGUCCUAGAUUGACCAGUAGUCAUUUUGAGUUUUUUUUUUUCUUAAAUGAGAUUCCAAAUAGUUUUACAAGAUGCAGUUUGUUGUCAUUUUUAUUUAGUGAUUGUAAAACAUUCCCUAACAUCUGCUAACAGUGUGUUCUGAAAACCCCACUUUAACCCACUUAUCUGGUGCAAACUGUGUCCAUGCUGUUUCUCACUCCACCGAAACCCAAAGCUGAAUCAUUCAGGCUCUCAUCUCUGCCUCCAGAUUUUAUCUAAAGACAUUCCGGGGAAUGGAGGAAUGCGUUUACUAACUUUGGCAACCAGCCACGUGUAACAGAAUAACCCUGAACUUGUGAUAACGGUUGCGUAACUGAUUGUUGUAUUAACCGUCCUAACACUAUGAGAGGAUUUAACUCUUUUAAUUCCACUGUAGUGUUCAGCAGAGGUGCUGGACUGAUUGAACACAGUCACUGCCGUGCCUUGAACCUCGUUGUGGUGGACACUGAUGCUGUACUUUCCCUAGCAACUAGAAAUUACUGACCAAUGAAUAAAUGUGGUUCUACAUUUGCUCAUA
Stegastes partitus (bicolor damselfish) is the source of this 1689-nucleotide messenger RNA. It is a transcript of the gene nudt5, whose product is annotated as nudix (nucleoside diphosphate linked moiety X)-type motif 5. NCBI's taxonomy places the organism in Eukaryota, Metazoa, Chordata, Actinopteri, Pomacentridae. Gene Ontology annotation, biological process: ribose phosphate metabolic process; nucleoside phosphate metabolic process. Gene Ontology annotation, cellular component: nucleus. The record is from RefSeq and is a predicted model, not a curated record. The coding region runs from base 49 to 705 and encodes 218 amino acids. The transcript has 10 exons. Gene Ontology annotation, molecular function: ADP-ribose diphosphatase activity.